UUCCCACGGAACUGACAGCGUGACUGUACCGAUGUGCGGGACGUUGAAGUGUUGUUUUAAAAACAAAUAACGAUUAAAAGGAGUGAUGUGAAAUUUGUCUAUUAAGAGGUACGGAUAUAGCCGUAGUCAUAGAGUCACGAAAUGUAUCUUCUCACAGUUACUUGGACGGAUUAAAUUAACAGAAAAGACUCGGUGUACAGUUAAAUAGUAAUACAACUGCGGGGCAAAAAACAGAAAUGUGGGGAGAAAUCGAGCCAUGCACUGAACCCAAGGAGGGUCAAAGGACUUUCAGCUUUGGGUCUGGGACAGGUGCGAGGUGCCGAGACUCUCCAGAUAUAAAGAAGACAGUAAUGUGGGGAGAAUUCGAACCAUGCACAAAACCUGAAACAUCUGCCAAAUGCGGUGAACCUACACCUGAAAAUAGAUGUCCUGUUAAGACACAUGUCGAACAGGGUUCAACCACUUGCAACUCUGGGUCCGGGACAGGUGCAGGUUCCCCUGACUUUCUUUUGAGUCUAAAGGGUGAAUCAUCCAGCAGUCUCAAAGCCAUGAUAGAGACUAUAGCAGCCAGUGGGAGUCCAGUGAAAAGCCAACAGCUUGGAGAACCGGACUUAACUGUAGAGGAGAAGGAGGAGGUCCUUAUGGAACAGUACAAAUCCAAGCCCUUAGUCUUCUUAGAGCGUUAUCAGGCCCAUCUGAAACCAGAGCACUUGGAGGCUUUCUCUCACCUGAGCAGUGACUGCAGGGCUCAGUAUUACUGCAAGGAAAUUCAGAGGCGGGCAUCCGGCAAGGCCAACCAGACAAGGAUCCGUAACUGUCGUUACGCAGCUCUCCGUGUUCUUCAGAAGGAGGGCCAGUACUUCAGCGAGGAACAGAUGCGUGUGCGGGAUCCUCUGCUGUACGAGCAGUACAUCGGACAGUACCUCAGUGAAGAGGAGAUCCUUCAGCGCUCCGAGGAGGCCAUGCAGAACGGCCCAGGGGGACUCGCCGACCUGCUUCUCAACUCCUACCAGGAGAGACUUAUUCAGAACCGUCUGGAGGAGGAGCAGGAGAGAGAGCAGUGUGCAGUGGAGGAGUCUGACGAGGAAGACUGUGAUGAGCCCAGACAGGCAGAGUGGGAGCCGAACCCACAAGAGAAAGCCAUGCUGAGGGAAGAAUUCCUGAGUCAAAUGCAUCAGCGAUUCCUGGAUGGAAAGGAUGACUUCAAUUACAGUGAAGUGGAUGAGAACCCAGAUUAUGAUAACCUUGAUAUUGUAAGCCGUGAUGCAGAGGAGCGUUACUUUGAUGAAGAUGAUAGUGAGGAGGAGGAAGAAGAGGAUAUGAUGCAGUAGCCCUUCAUGUACAGAAUGAUCUCCAAAUAAAAAGACAUUUGUUUCAAUUCACUGUAAAUUCUUAAAAAAAAAAAUCCUGGUCAGGUUUGCAUUGUUUGAUAUUUCGCUUAUGUAAAUGGGAUGAUCUGCAUCAAAAUGUCUUUAAUAAAAGAGUACUAUUUUUCAA
Myxocyprinus asiaticus (Chinese sucker) is the source of this 1497-nucleotide messenger RNA. Its product is annotated as coiled-coil domain-containing protein 97-like. NCBI's taxonomy places the organism in Eukaryota, Metazoa, Chordata, Actinopteri, Cypriniformes, Catostomidae. The record is from RefSeq and is a predicted model, not a curated record. The transcript is spliced from 6 exons. Bases 237 to 1331 code for a protein of 364 amino acids.